AUGAUGUACUCAGAGUAUGAAAAUAAUGUUGAUCCCAUCACAAGGAAGGCAUCUUCAUCCGAAGUUCUUGUCGACUACGAGCAGAACAGUGACGAGGAUACCGUUGCAACAGCAUUCCUCAAGACAUCAUGGAAAUCUGUUGAAUCAUCGAUGGAGUCUUCACCGAAACCUUCCAAGACCCGCUUUAGUUGGUGGGCGCUGAACGGUGAGGAACCGAUCACAAGCCAUUCCAUCAAGAAAAGGAACAAGAAAGCCAAAACUAGACACAGCUGCCCCGUUACUGAAACCGAGCACAAGGAGACCAUCAAGUGUAUCAACAAGUCUCUCGACAAGAAGAAGAAGAAAAGGAGCAAGUCCAAGAGUGACAAGAAGAAGAGCAAAAAUACCAAGAGAAAACAAAGAAAAGAAAAGAAAUACUCAUCAGGCGCAUCCGAAAGUGCUGCUACUCACUCAACGGCAGCAAUGACAGCUCUAUCUGCCGAAACCAUGGAACAGGAGGCUUCUACUCUGCAAUUAGACGCAGCUCUGGCACUCCAAAUCAAUGCACGAAAACUCCACCAACUAGCGAGGUUGCAAGAGAGCUUUGAAAAUCAUCAAGACGAGCUACUAGUAUCGGAACAUGAAACCGAUCCUCCAUUGAGUUUGGAAACUCUUUUUCAUGGAUGUGCUGCUUUAAAUAACGAAAAAGAGGAAGACUUUGACGAAUACGAAGAAGAAACCAUUCACGGAGAAGGCGAAGAAGUGAUUUGUGAGUACUAUGAACAAAAAGUUUCAUCCCCAAAACCAUUGAGGACCAGACGACUAAGUCUGUGA
Molecule: messenger RNA, 813 nt
Organism: Cylindrotheca closterium
Lineage: Eukaryota; Bacillariophyta; Bacillariophyceae; Bacillariales; Bacillariaceae
Source: the annotation of a GenBank genome assembly